CCUAAUAACCCCAAUAACUAUGACCUCCAAUAACUGAUAACCCCAGCAACUGAUAACCCCAAUAACCCCAAAAAUCAAUGAACCCAGAUACUCCCUAUAACCACGAUCCCAAACCCAAUAACCAAUAGCCCCGCAACCCCUAAAUCAAACACCCCAAUAACCCCACAGCUUAAAGCCCCAUUAAAGCUUUCUUAUUGAAAGCUUUGGGGUCACCCUGCCCCAUGGGCUCAUCUUAGGGCUCAGAUAUGGACAGAGCACAGCGGUGCAGCCCCCAAACCAGCACUAAUUAGGGGAAAGGGUGCUGCUCAUUAACCCCAGCUGGGCACCAGCUGCAGCCCCCAUUAGACCCAGGGUAUUUAGGACGCACCUGGGGGCCCUUUUUAGGGUCUUUUCUUUAGGGGAAGCUGCUCUACCCGCUGCUCCUGACCCUACAGCUGAGUUAUGGGGGAGCAGCAGGGUGCUCCGAGGGUGCUGCUGCUGCCCACCCCUCCCCCCGAGGUUCUGGCUGUGGUGCUCAGCCAACAGCACGGACCCCUGCCCCAUGCAGCCCCCAUAACCCGCCUGCGCCGCGGCCCCAAUGGGGUCUAUAAGGCUUUGGGGGAUCCCGAGGGGGUCCUGGAGCGGCGGCGUGCGGCCAAUGCCAAAGAAAGGGAGAGGAUCCGGAACCUGAACAGCGGAUUCUCAACCCUAAAGGCGCUGGUGCCGCUGAUGCCGCAGGACCGUAAACCCAGCAAAGCCGACACCCUGCGGGCGGCCGCCGAGUACAUCCGCCUGCUGCGGGGGGUGCUGCGGGACACGGGGGGGCUGCAGGAGCCCCCAGACCCCAACGACGUGACCCAUAAGGAAGGAGGGGGGGACGGCCCUAUAGGCUCCAACGUGCCCCCCAACCACAGCCGUGGGGUUCCCAGCCCUGUGUGGGGCGGCUGCAGGCACAUCGUGAUCAUCCCUAAGGAAAUUAAUGAAGAUUUGGGGGGGGACCCCGAGUGAUGGCGACGUCCCAGCGCUGAUUUCGGUGCCCCCAGACCAGAACUGACCCCCGCCCCCCCCCGCAUUGAUCCUAUGGAUGCUCCGCGUCCCCGUGGUGCUGUUUGAAGGGGGGGGGAGGGGAGGGGUCGGAGGGAGGCGGUGCCUUUAAUUGCUCAUUAAAGCGUAAUUGGGCUCCGGCACCUGCGCUGCGCCCCAGGUGGGUGCGCUCAUUAAACGCGGACAUGAAUUA
Coturnix japonica (Japanese quail) is the source of this 1216-nucleotide messenger RNA. RefSeq names its product folliculogenesis specific bHLH transcription factor (gene FIGLA). The record is from RefSeq and is a predicted model, not a curated record. Gene Ontology annotation, biological process: regulation of transcription by RNA polymerase II; developmental process. Gene Ontology annotation, molecular function: RNA polymerase II transcription regulatory region sequence-specific DNA binding; DNA-binding transcription factor activity, RNA polymerase II-specific; protein dimerization activity. NCBI's taxonomy places the organism in Eukaryota, Metazoa, Chordata, Aves, Galliformes, Phasianidae.